Messenger RNA from Mycotypha africana, 567 nucleotides. RefSeq lists its product as uncharacterized. Lineage: Eukaryota; Fungi; Mucoromycota; Mucoromycetes; Mucorales; Mycotyphaceae. Gene Ontology annotation, cellular component: endoplasmic reticulum membrane. The transcript has 4 exons. Gene Ontology annotation, biological process: protein insertion into ER membrane. The record is from RefSeq and is a predicted model, not a curated record. Bases 72 to 419 code for a protein of 115 amino acids. Gene Ontology annotation, molecular function: protein folding chaperone.
GCCGGGAGAAACAAGAAGGGCAAUAGUGAUAAAUGGUAACCGAAGCUUUCUUCAUUUAAGCCAUCAUACCAAUGUCAACUACAAAGUCUUCAGAUCCUCGUCGCGAGGAUGCUAUUGUGCCCUUUCACUUUCCUCGUAGAAACGAAGAAGAAGAAGAUUAUUCACAAAUGAUAGCUACCUUCAUUUCUAUGGGUAGUAUUGUUUUUAGACACCGUUUCAAGAUGAUUCCAUGGAUAGCUGCUUAUUUUGGUCUAACGGGCACUCUGAAUUCUAGGAAAACCUUCAAAGCAAAAGAUAGUUUAAGCAAUAGCGGUACUUUUAUUGCACUUGUUUCACUAUUCACGUAUUAUUUCAAUCUUUACCUUGCCCACAAGAAAACUAUGGAAGGAGUGGCUAAUGGCGAGAUUGUUGUGGUUUAGUCAUAUAGUAAUUCUUGAGAGAAACUAGCAGCAUGCGUUUUUGGGUAGAUAUUUACGUCGUAAUACGACAAAAGACAGUGAUAGAAACAGUUCAUGUACAACAUAAAUAAAGGAAACUAGUAAUGUAUGGAUUGGCUGAUAUUGUUUA